AUGCCUGCUACACAUUGCUCUGUUCCGGGAUGUUCCUGGUCAAAGAAAAAAAAGAAUGUCGAAAAUAGAGCUUUGUUCUCUAUUUUGCGUCUAGAGUUAGCCAAAAGUCAGGAAGAAUGCAGACAUCGGCAGGACUUGACAAAUUUUAUUUUGUCACUCCGUGAUAUUACUCGGGGUGAUGGAAUUAAACAAAUGCUCCACAAAGAAUCCUCUGCUAUUUGUGAAUCCCACUUUCGUAAAGAAGAUAUUUUAUUCGAAGGCAGACCUAGAUUGAGGUCAGUGGAGAGUGACUUAGCAUUGUGUUCGGAAUGUAUAAAGUUUGGAGGGUAUCAAAAAGAACAAAAGGUGGUUGUUGAUGAUGGUAUGCAUGGCCUGAUUCAGAACAUUUUUGGGGAAAGUAAGAGGAAUAUGAAUGAUAGGCAACAAAUGUUUUUCUCAAAUCAAGUCGAAAACGCCUCGAUCACUGGGAAUGGAAGACGAUAUCAUCCAGAUACCAUACGAUGGACUAUAGAGUUGUAUUGCCGCUCGCCUGCAGCGUACAAUCAUAUUAGACAGAGCCAAGUGUUGGUAUUGCCAUGUCUGUCAACCAUACAAAGAUAUCGCAAUCACCUUUCUCCUGAACCUGGGAUCAACCCAGCUGCUAUUAUGGAGAUUGAAAGAGUGAUGACUGAACACGAAAAUCUUCCUGGAUAUAUAACUGUGGAUGAGAUAAAAAAUCUUGUUGUCAAAAACGGGAAAUUAGUUGGAUUUAUUAAGAGUGACCUCUCAAAUGAAUGUGUUCUCGCAAGCCAUAUAUUGGAUGGAAUGCCAACAAAUCGUCGAUUUUUCAACAUAAUUGCUGGUGUUACUUCCAUCCCUCUUGAAGGGACUUUCACUGCACCAAAUCCUCCAACCAAUUUUUUAUGCUCGGACCCAUCUCAUCUGUUAAAGACUUCUCGAAAUACUUUAUAUUCUUCGAGGCCUGGCGGCGAGUAUAUGAACCUAAGAGGUCGUGAUGUGCUUUGGACACACCUGCUCCAGCUUUAUGAAAAAGAGAACUCAAGUUUGGCUUUAAUUCGAACACGUCUGACGCAAGAUCAUGUCAUAUUAAAUCCACGGUCGAAGAUGAAAUUAGUCCUUGCGAGGGAUGUCCUUAAUUUUGAAGUUGGGCAAUGUUUUCGUGAUAUUCCAGGUGCAGAGGGUACAUCAGAGUAUGUAUUGAUGAUCGACAAGUGGUUCACUAUAGUAAAUUGUAACAUCACAUGUCCAAUACGCAACAUCAAUGACGAACGGCUACUUUGGUUGAGAUCAUUCUCCAAAAAACUCCUCGCUUGA
Molecule: messenger RNA, 1314 nt
Organism: Styela clava
Lineage: Eukaryota; Metazoa; Chordata; Ascidiacea; Stolidobranchia; Styelidae
Source: RefSeq, a predicted model, not a curated record